Messenger RNA from Hirundo rustica (Barn swallow), 9737 nucleotides. RefSeq names its product epidermal growth factor receptor pathway substrate 15 like 1 (gene EPS15L1). Gene Ontology annotation, biological process: endosomal transport; endocytosis. Gene Ontology annotation, molecular function: cadherin binding; calcium ion binding. Lineage: Eukaryota; Metazoa; Chordata; Aves; Passeriformes; Hirundinidae. The transcript is spliced from 26 exons. Bases 1884 to 4682 code for a protein of 932 amino acids. Gene Ontology annotation, cellular component: plasma membrane; clathrin coat of coated pit; cytoplasm. The record is from RefSeq and is a predicted model, not a curated record.
AUCCCGCGAUUUGCUAAGUACGGGAGCGAGCUGGGAGCUGGGGGUUAAUCCCGUUGUUCAGCAGGGUUUGCGUUAAGACCCCUCACUGAAACAACAUAUUGUAGGCUAUUACCUGCCGUUUGUACUUGUGUGUCAUUUCCAGGGACUUGGUGAAACUUGUACUUCGUGUGUCACAGUGAAAUUUGGCAUUAGGUAUCUAACAUCAUUAUAUACUCGUAAUACAAUUAUCUAGCUAUUGAGCUUAUGCCAUGGAUAAUUUUUAUUUCGCCUAGUUUUUUUAUUUUUCUCGGUUAGUUUUCUAGUACUUUCUAGUGUUAUUCUGUUGCAAGGCAGUUCCUAAGACUUGAGUUUAAGGUUCCUAAAAACUUUCCCUUGCUGUCUCUAAAACUCUGGCUGACAGAUGGACACAUUAUAUAUUUUGAUUAUAACACUAGAACAGACUUAUGAAAUAAAAUUUGGUAACAAAAUGCAUCUGGCAACCCACAAGAUGAUUUAGAUAGUUUACCACUGAGGAUAAUUAAUGAACAAAGAAACCCACGGACUGAGAUGAUUGAAUCUGAAUUGAUGAUCUAAACGGCAUCAAACCUGAGCCCUUCUGCUUUUCUGCACUUCCUUCCUCCCCCAAGAACUAAUGCUACAAAUUUAGAAAAAAAAAUGAAGGCAGACUUCAGAGCCCAGGACUCUGCAUUUACCUCUGGACAUUGGCUGAGAGGAUUUUGUGUGGUGACGAGAAAGGAACUGGGGGUUUCCUGGCAGCCCCGAUGUCAGCGGUGCCACUUUGUAGUCUGUUGACUGACUGAGGUCAAAUUUUUCUGCUUCUGCUUGCCCCAGAGCUGUAAAACAAUUCCAGUGACAGUCUGGCGAGAAGAACUUGUAAAGCUCUGAAAUACAGCAGUUGCCCUGCACCUUUUUUCCCUAAACGGAUUCCUGUUGAUUUAACUUUUAUGUGAUCACAGCGUUCCAGCCUCGGUCAGGCUGCUGCUCAGGAUUUAUACUCUGCAGCCAGGGGCUUGUUAACUUUGGUGUAUUUGAUGCUGAAACUUUGAUCCUCGACCAGAAGAAGCUUCACUGGGAAUAAAGGACUUUCACUGGAUGGAGGCUGCUUUGACACGGUUUAGAGCUACGAAGUUGAUCGAGGACUGGAGCCGAGGAAAGGCUGAGGGAGCUGGGCCUGUUCAGCCUUGAGAGAGGACACUGAGACAGGAUCUCACCCUUGUCUGUCAGAGUCUGCAGGGAGCGGUCAGAGCAUGGACGGGGCUCUGCUCCAUGGGCCCGGCAAUGGGACAAGAGGCAGCAGGCGAAAACUGAUUGCCCAAGAAGUUCCAUCUGAAUAUGAGGAAGAUCUUCUUUACUGUGCAGCGACCAAGCACUGGAACAGAUUGCAAUCCCUCGCUGGAGAUUAGUAUCCAAGCAUGUGGACACAAUCCUGCACCACCUGCUCUGGGAUGGCCCUGCUGGAGCAGCGACGUGGGACCUGGUGGCCCACUGUGGUCCAUUCAAACCUCAUUCGUUUUGGGAUUAUGUCACCGCCCAGGGAGACGGUGGUGAAGUCCCCAUCCCUGGAGGUCUUUAAGGAACGAUGGGCCACGGCACUCAGUGCUCUGAUCUGGCUGACAAGAUGGUGAUCGGUCAAAGGUUGGACUCAAUGAUCUAAGAGGUCUCUUCCCUUCUAAAUGAUUCAGUAACUCAGCGGAGCGCUGCGGGCAGCGGGAACUACCGUCGAGGACCGCCUGCCGGGCCCCGAUAAAGCCGCGGUCACUCUCCGGAGGCUCUCGGGCACCUCCUCAGCCGCCACCGCCUCCUCGGGCCCGCCCGGCCCGGCCGUGCCGCCGCCUCCCGCCCCUCGCUCCGCCCCGGCCGCGGCCCGACCCAGAGGGAGGAAGAUGGCGGCGCUCAUCCCCCUCAGCCAGCAGUUUUCUACUGGGAAUCCAAUAUAUGAAACAUUUUAUAAGCAGGUAGAUCCAACAUACACAGGGAGAGUUGGGGCAAAUGAAGCUGCUCUGUUUCUUAAAAAAUCCGGCCUCUCUGAUAUCAUCCUUGGAAAAAUAUGGGAUUUGGCUGACCCAGAGGGUAAAGGAUACUUAGAUAAACAGGGUUUCUAUGUUGCGUUGCGCCUUGUAGCGUGUGCGCAGAAUGGCCACGAUGUGAACCUGAGCAGUCUGAAUUUGACUGUGCCACCUCCUAAAUUUCGUGACACUAGCAGUCCUUUGCUGAUCACACCACCCUCAACAGAGACCCACUGGGCUGUUAGGGUGGAAGAAAAAGCAAAGUUUGAUGGUAUUUUUGAAAGCCUUUUGCCAGUAAAUGGUUUACUUUCAGGAGACAAAGUAAAACCAGUACUGAUGAAUUCAAAGCUACCUCUUGAUAUCCUGGGAAGGGUCUGGGAUCUCAGUGAUAUUGAUAAAGAUGGUCACCUGGACAAGGAUGAAUUUGCUGUGGCAAUGCAUUUGGUUUAUAGAGCUCUUGAGAAAGAGUCAGUUCCUUCACAAUUGCCCCCCUCUCUCAUACCACCUUCUAAAAGAAAGAAGACACCGGUCUUUCCUGGUGCAGUUCCUGUUCUCCCUGCAAGUCCUCCACCAAAAGACAGCCUCCGCUCCACGCCGUCCCACGGCAGUGACAACAGUCUGAACAGCGCAGAGAGCUUGUCUCCCAAGCACAGCAUCAAACAAGCACAGCCAGCUGUGAAUUGGGUGGUGCCAAUGUCUGAAAAAGUGCGAUACGACGAAAUUUUCGUAAAAACCGACACAGACAUGGAUGGGUUUGUGAGUGGCCAAGAAGUAAAGGACAUUUUUAUGCAUUCAGGUCUGUCUCAGAAUCUCCUAGCACAUAUAUGGGCUUUGGCAGACACGAGACAGAUGGGAAAGCUCAGCAAAGACCAGUUUGCACUCGCCAUGUAUCUCAUUCAGCAGAAGGUCAGCAAAGGGAUCGAUCCUCCACAAGUGUUGGCUGCAGAUAUGAUCCCUCCCACAGACAGGCACACACCCAUUCAGACUCUGUCAGGUUACUUGACCUCUGUAGGAACUGAGAUCUCAGCACUAACAGAAAUGCGGCGUGAUAGUGCAAGUUCUGUUGGAUCAGGAGAAUUUACAGGGGUGAAGGAACUGGAUGAUAUUAGUCAAGAAAUUGCACAGCUGCAGAGAGAAAAAUAUUCUCUGGAGCAGGACAUUAGGGAAAAGGAAGAAUCAAUCAGACAGAAAACCAGUGAAGUUCAGGAACUGCAAAAUGAUUUAGAUAGGGAAACAAGUAACUUGCAAGAGCUGGAGGCUCAAAAACAAGAUGCCCAAGACCGCCUGGAUGAGAUGGACCAGCAGAAAGCCAAACUGAAAGACAUGCUAAAUGAUGUAAGGCAGAAAUGCCAGGAAGAAACACAGGUGAUUUCCUCACUAAAAAUGCAGAUUCAGUCUCAGGAAUCAGAUUUAAAAUUACAGGAAGAUGACCUUAAUAGAGCAAAAGCAGAGCUGAAUCGCCUCCAGCAAGAAGAGACUCAGCUAGAGCAGAGUAUCCAGGCUGGAAAAGUGCAGCUUGAAACAAUAAUCAAAUCUUUAAAAUCAACCCAGGAAGAAAUAAACCAGGCACGAAGUAAACUCUCUCAGCUGCAAGAGAACCAUCAGGAAGUGAAUAAGAGCAUUGAAGAAUACAAUGAAGCUCUUAAUGGGAUUCAUGGUGGGAGUCUGACAAAUUUAGCAGACAUGAGUGAAGGCCUUGGGCAGACAGAAAGAAGCAAUUAUGGAGCUAUGGAUGAUCCAUUUAAGAAUAAAGCCUUGAUGUUUACCAAUAACACACAAGAAUUACAUACAGACCCAUUCCAGUCAGAAGAUCCUUUCAAAUCUGAUCCAUUUAAGGGAGCAGACCCCUUCAAAGGCAGUGACCCAUUCCAGCAUGAUCCUUUUGCAGAACAAGCACCUGCUCCAGCAGAUCCCUUUGGAGGAGAUCCAUUUAAGGAAAGUGACCCGUUUCGUAGUUCUGCCCCUGAGGAUUUCUUCAAGAAACAGGUGAAGAGUGACCCAUUUACCUCAGAUCCAUUCACAAAAACCCCCACUUUACCCUCAAAGCCUGACCCUUUUGAAAGCACUGAUCCUUUUACGUCUUCCAGUAUCUCUUCAAAAGGUCCAGAUCCAUUUGGAACACUGGAUCCAUUUGGAAGUGGUGCUUUCAGUGGUGGUGAGGGAUUUGCAGACUUCAGUCAGAUGUCAAAGUCAGUAGCUUCAGACCCCUUUGCCUCCUCUUUUGGAGGGGCAGGAUUUGCAGAUGACCCUUUCAAAAGCAAAUCAGACACACCAGCGUUGCCACCGAAGAAAAACGUCCCUCCACGACCCAAGCCACCCAGUGGUAAAAGUACUCCUGUAAGCCACCUUGGGUCUGCAGAUUUUCCCAAGCCCCAUGAUCCAUUCCAGCCAUUUGGGGCUGACAGCAGUGACCUGUUUCAAAGUAAAAAGGGGUUUGGGGACCCAUUUAGUGGAAAAGAUCCAUUUGCUCCCUCCUCUUCAAGUAAAACUUCUAAAGACUCUUCCUUGGGGUUUGCAGACUUCAGCUCUUUCGGAAAUGAGGAGCAGCAGCUGGCCUGGGCGAAGAGGGAGAGCGAAAAAGCAGAGCAGGAGAGAUUGGCUCGGCUACGGAGACAAGAACAAGAAGACCUUGAGCUGGCCAUUGCGCUCAGUAAGGCUGACAUGCCAAACUCCUAAAGAGGCUUCACCCUCGUGUGAGAGAAACCUCUGAACAAGGCUUUUAUAAAAAUACUAAACCCUUCUUCCUUUAUAUAAUUUGAAGUCACCUCCAGAUCUCCACAGGACUGGCUGGUUGUGGCGUGACCGGGCUCUGUGUGUGGCGUAACCUGCAGGAAACACUGUAAAAGCUGUAUUAUAUGUUCUAGAUUAAAUUUAUUGCUUGUAAGGAAUUUUAACGUGUAAUCCUAAGGUACUGAAAGUUUCUUUGAUCUGGAACACGGCUUGUUGCGUAGGGUAAACUGCAGCUUGUGAAUCUGGGUUUUUUUCCUUUUUUUUUAAAAAUAACCUGAAUUCCGCUGGGUCUUGGAGGCUGCAGGAUGGAUUUCAAAGAAAAUGUCAUAAAAAAAAAAAGAGAAUAUUUAUAGAAUUAGCUUUCACUUGUGGCAUUUAUUUAAUAGUUCAUGGUAGGCUAAUUAGUACUUCUGCAUCAUCUGUGUGAAAGCAUAAAUUCAUUAUUAGAUGGUCCCUUUUUAUCCAGAAGUUGUGGCUUUUACAAAAGAAUCUGGCAAUUUGUAUGUGAUGGAUACAAACAGUGGGCUCUAUAAAAACAGCACAAAUUCGAAGACUCCAGAAAUUAGUAGUUCUUCUACUUCAAACAUUUGUUUGCAUCGAGUUAAUAAUCGUAUGUGAUUAAAAGAGGGAGUUAAUUCAGUUGCGGUAAACGGGAUAAAUAAUUCAGCAGUUAAAUUCUGAAGUAAAAAAAUUUGCUUUUAUUGUAAGCAAGCAGGGUGAUACACAAUUGGGUGCUGCUUUCACGUGACAUCAAGAAAUCAAGUGGUGCAAAAGUUGCCACGUUCGAGGAGUGCUCAGCCCUACAACUCAUUUACUGCAGCUCCCAGCGCUCAGACCAGGCUGCGUUACCCUGGUGACUCUCUGGGACAGUCUCUACCUCUGCUUCUUCAAUUCCACCUCUUUGGGGUUACAGAUCAAGCAGAUUGAGCUGAAACAAAGCCAAGCUGAGUCUGGUUUUAGUUGCCAAAUGCGCAUUCACCCAUCAGUUGUGGCAGCGCUGUCUGCGUCGGCUCAGACCAGGUAGGAGCAGGUUUUAUGUGCACGGAAUGCUUCCACCUGGAAAACACAGCACAGAAUGUGUUUGAGGUGUCACAGAGAAAAAAAAAGAGUCUGUGAAUUUAAUUUGCUUACUAUAAAUGCCUUUUGUGGUGACAGGAAUUCUAAAACUUCAGUUGUGUUUGCCUUGGGAUUUUCUGUCUCGUAGAGUAGGGAUCUAAGCAAGCAUUUUUCAGUGUCCUCAGUCUUCUUUCCUGCCCUUUGUUCUCUGGGAAUACAAAAGAUUUACAUUCAGUGCUUUUACUUAUCUUACAACAUCUUCUCUUUUUUUUUUUUCCCCUAAUGUGAUAUUCCUUCAUCAUCUUUAAUGCAUUUCUGGUUUUUUAUGUCCUUGCUUCCUUCCUUUCACUUUCAUACUACAGUGCUAGUGCCUGCUCAGUGGACGAAGACAAUCUUUCCCUGUUCCCUUGGGAUUGCCUUAUCCUGGAUGCUUUCCUUACACAGAGGAGUCAGAUUGGGUCCUUUUAGGCAUCUUGCUAGUUUUCAGCUCUGAAAUGAAGCCAGGACGUGUCGUUUAUGGCCUCAGGCUUUUCUGGGGAGGUGGGUGGGUGUGCAGACACACACAUUAUCCGUGUUUGGGAUCUUAUUUUCAGGAGUCACAACUCCCCUUUCGCUGCGUGUCUCCUGUGCUGAUGGUACUACAGAUAAUGUGAACCUUUUAUUCUCCUCAGAAGGAGAGAAGAUUUAUUUCUAAUAACGAAACUAAGCGUAUAAUGAUCUUUAAUGCUAUCUUCUGAUGAGCCCUUUGAGAUGAAAUAGAAGCUGUGUCUGAUUUGGCAGAACUUGAUUUGACAUCCCUUCCCACUGCGAUAAUUUUUCUCUAAUACAUGUUUGAUUACAGGGUCAAACAUGCCAAAAUGUCAAAACAUUCUCUCUUCUGUUGGUUUAUAGAAUUUAAAGUCUCUGAGAGCUAAUUUGUGCCUGUCUUUAGGUAACAUGAUUAAAGCUUUUGCUGUGAAAGAGCAAUUUUCAAAAGCAAGUGGCUGCAGGAUUCUCAGUGAAGUUAAACAAACUGUCCAUGUGUAAGAUCCUCCUGUGCACUUGGGCCUGAGUCCUUCUGCUGCAAUAAAAUUUAGAAAGUAAUUCCAGUUCUGGACUGGAUGACGUCACUCCAGUGGGACAGGAGGAUGAUUAAACAGCUUGAUGCAUUUUUGAAGUUCUGUACCAUAGCAAGACCUUCUGCUGCUUUGUCAGGGCCCUAAAACACUGAAUUUAUAAUGCUUCUAGGCCAAUGAGAUUAUGCUUUCAAGAUGUCCAGCAGGGAGGCAGAAAUGUUAAUUAAUCCAGCAUUCUGUAUAGUGUUAGGACUCGUUUUUGUACUUCCUUAUUGACUCUGCCUCCUAUUUGCUUGGACAGUAACUGCAGAUCCACAGAUGAACAAGGACAGAACACAACGCGUUGUCUAUGCACAGGAUUAGAUUUAGGAACCUUAAAUUUACUGAAGCACUCUCGAUCCAAAACGUUGUAGAAGAAAGCCUAGCUGUGAUUUCUCACUUUGUAUUUAAUGUAAUUUUCCCUAUAAAAAGGAAGAUUCCCCACAUCCUUUCCCCGUGCUGUAACCCGGUGUUUGUACAAUACCUGCGCUUGCUCUUGGAGGCAAAACUUGAUUGCAAGGCAGCGAUCUUCUCCCUCCAGCCCAAUGAAAUCUAAAGCACAAAGGGGCCUGUUGCUUUAUUUGGGCAAAGAAAAUCUGUACAAUGUAAGAUAAGGAAAAUGUGAAUACCCCCAGUGCAUAUACAGUGUACAGUGAGAUCCAUAUUAUUUGUGUCUAUGUAUAUAUAUAUAUGUGUAUAUAUAUAUAUAUAGAGUAUUGUAUAAUGUAAUCAGUGUGUGUAUAUACUGCACAUGUGCACAUGCUGUGUCCAGUAUAUAGCUCCCUGUGCUGUACAUAAAAUGUGUAUAUACAGUGAAUAUGUAGGAUAUGCAAUAUAUAUUCCAUAUAUUAAAGCUUGUGUGUAUGUAUGAGUUCUGUAGCCGCAGAUGGAUGCAGAAUUGGAAUCUUUACAGAAAUUCACAUAGCUCAUGGCUCUGAGGAUUUCAAAGUCCUGGUUAAAGAUAAGAGGAGAAAUGAUUUCUAAUCAAUUUGUAUCAGAAUUUCUUUCAUUGAUCUGAAAAGCUGUGUUCAUUAGCUGUGCCAGGUGCAAGAGAACCCUGGCAGAAAGUAAUAAUCAUCUGCCCUGGAUGUAAUUUCAUAUUCUUUGUAGUUUUUAAAGUUUCUUUGGAAUGUAGGCUCAACUGCUGAUCUUGCAUGUCAUCUUUCUUCUCUGGCCUGAGGCAAUGAGUUUUUUCCUAUGUUUGUUCAUAGCUUCACUUCCCUCUUUCCUUUUUAUUCCUUUUUAUUCCUUUUUAUUCCUUUUUAUUCCUUUUUAUUCCUUUUUAUUCCUUUUUAUUCCUUUUUAAAAAAUUCUUUUUAAGGAGCUGUUCCCAUGCACACACCCCAAACAAUCGCAGGCAGAGGUGGAGAACAUGUUUUUCUUGCUUCAUUCCAGUUAGAUUGAUUGCACAGAAUUGUCAUCUGGGUUCCAGUUCUGUUUUUCCUCCAUUUUUACCUGAGCUUUUACUUCAGGAGGAACAAAUAUCCACUGCAUAUUUGGCUUUGAGGAAAGAGUGGGGGUGAUUCUUCUUCCUACUUAGAUAAAUUAUUCGACUCUGUGGUACCUUGAGCAAUCACUUAGGAUUUAGCAGGGUUUUGUGGUGGAACACAUUUUAUACGGAAUAUAUACUGCUGGAAUGUCUCGUGGCAAGCCCUGGAUUGCACAGAGCACCGAGGCACAACAGUUAAACAGAACAGAUAAACAAUUACUCACGUUGAACCUUCACAGAACUGCGUGUUCGCGUUUGCCUUGAGUGGUUUCCCUCAGUUACCUUCAAAUUGUCUCGCUGUAAAACCUCCCAGUCACCCUGCAAUAAAAACAGAUGCUCAUAAACGUCAGACUUCCACAAUAAUGCUGUAUGAAAUAUUUUUAUGGGGGCAACUUUUUCUCUUCAAGGCACUUCUGCCCUGUGAGGGUCAUCAGUCCUUCCUUAGACCUUGUUCUGUGCUUUCAAACUGUAGGAAAUCCCAAGCUGUGUCUGUGUAAACCUUUUUAUUUUUAAUUCCCAUCCGUGAGUUCUGUUGGCACUGUUGUAGAAAUUAUUUUGUCAUCUUACGCUCGAAGAUAAUGCACUUUUCUUGAAUUCUUCUUAUAAUCCUUUUGGGGUUACUAUUUCUUCUUUAGUGUUUCUCCAUUGAGAAGAAUAUUUGUUCUGUAGAACCAUGGCCCAAGGAGUUUUGGUCCAAGUAGAAUUACUGCUUUCCCUUGUGCAAGAGUUUGCAUUUCAUUCCUCCCUCUCAGGAAUUUCAUUUCUGCUUAAAUCCUCAUUUAGAGCUGGAACUCUGGUGGAGUGAAUUGAUCUCUGCUGUUAGUGAUCUGAUUCAAUUAUCUUCCCACACUAGUGGAACAGCCAAGUUCUUAGUUAUAUAUUGCAUUUAUUUAGGCUUCACAACCGUCUUUCCUUCCAAAGGAAUUUUGCUUGGAGUAUGAUGGAAUCAUAGAUUUAUUUUUAGAGUAAACAUGUUCACUAUAAUUCAUCGACACACCUGUUUGAUCAGUUGGGCUACUGCUCUUUUUACUUGAAAGUUUUAUAAAUAAAGGCUAAUUUGUUAUAAAAUGGGUUUUUCGUUUUUCCAUCUUCUGCCUCUCCCUUUAAGUUUCAAAGGAAAGCUCCUGGUGACUGUGGUUUCUUCUGCUGUUGCAAGUUCAGAGCGCUCUUCUGGUGUCCCUUUUAAUAUAUCAUUCUUCAGUCUGACCUGAAAAAAGUGGAAACAACAAAGAGGAAACUGCAGUGUUGACCUAAAUCUGACUAAUAUCUCCAAAUAUGUACAUUAUUGUGGUUAUAUUUAUCUUUCAAAUGUUGUAACAAAUUGUAAGGUAUUUUAAUUUUAACCCAUCUCAUGUGUUUAUU